UAUAACAAAUCAGCGCGGGAUUUGAGCGACUCUCGGCUUUCUGUCAACUUACCGGACCGUCGAUAGUUUCUUGAGUACCACAACUUCGGUUGAUGCAAGCAGUCAGACUAAUAACAUAAAUGGUGUGAGUCUCCACAGUUUGACAAGAUGGACGGUGACAGAAUGGAGGUGGGAAACCAGAAACAAAACAUCAAUGUGGAGGUCCAUGUUAAAUCUCACAGCACAGCUAAACUGUCUGAGGUGAGGUUAUAUGUUCUGGCUCUGCUGAAUCGCCACAGCAUGGUGUUUGGAAACUACAGAUGGACAGAGUUUGAUGAAGACUUCCUGCAGAAACAUGUGGAAUCUGUGGCUAUAGUUGAUCUGGAGGAAUUGGUAACCCAGCCCCUUGAUUUGAAGAGCUGCUCUGUAUGUGUCCACAUCUUCACUCUGAAUGAGGACGGACCCAGCACGCUCAGUUUGGAGGAGGACGAGGAGCUUUCUGCAGCCAAUCACUGGUUGCUGCCAGCAGCUGAAUUUCAUGGGAUUUGGGAAAGUCUGGUAUAUGAGAGUGGAGUCAAAACCCAGCUGCUGGAUUAUGUCACGACAACAAUUUACUUCUCAGAAAAAAAUGUUGACAGCAACCUGAUUUCAUGGAACCGUGUUGUGCUGCUUCACGGACCCCCAGGCACUGGGAAAACAUCACUCUGCAAAGCUCUCGCCCAGAAGCUGUCAAUCAGACUGUCAAGUCGGUAUUCUUACGGGCAAUUUGUUGAGAUAAACAGCCACAGCUUGUUCUCAAAGUGGUUCUCAGAGAGCGGUAAGCUGGUCACGAAGAUGUUUCAAAAGAUUCAACAACUGAUUGACGACAAAGAUGCUCUUGUGUUUGUUCUGAUUGAUGAGGUGGAGAGUCUGACAGCAGCGAGGAAUGCCUGCCAGGCAGGAACAGAGCCGUCUGACGCCAUCCGAGUGGUCAACUCCGUUCUCACUCAACUGGACCAGAUCAAACGACAUUCCAACGUGGUGAUCCUGACCACCUCUAAUGUGACAGAAAAGAUAGACUUGGCGUUUGUGGACAGAGCUGACAUAAAGCAGUACAUCGGACCUCCGUCUGAAAAGGGCAUCUACAACAUCUACCUCUCCUGCCUGGAGGAGCUGAUGAAGUGCCAGAUCAUCUACCCCCGGCAGCAGCUGUUCACCAUGUUUGAGCUGGAGACGAUGGGUUUUGCAAAGAGCGAGGUGUCCGAACACAGUCUGACCCUGAGGAACAUCGCUCUAAAAAGCAAAGGCCUGAGUGGAAGAGCGCUCAGGAAGUUACCAUUUCUAGCCCACGCACUGUUUGUAAAGACACCGGCAGUGACUCUUGAGAGGUUCCUCAUGGCUAUGGACCAAGCAGUAGAUAAACAGAAGGAUGAAAAGGCUAACCUGGUCAACGGGGUCUGAACUCAUUACGAUGCCCAAAGGCUGACACGUGUGACUCAUGGCCGGCCGCCGCCUUCUUGUUUGUGGUCUGGGAAAUUACAACCCUCACAUCUUUUUAUAAAGCUUAAUUCAUUCAUUUGGCAGCAAUGUGUUACAUUUAUUGGCUGAUAACAUUGUUUUAACAAAUGCUAUCUAUAACAUGCAUCUUUAUUCAGGUCAUUCUGUUGGUGCUACUAACUUAAAGGACCCAGUGAAUGCAGUUUGGUUUAAGAUGGAGUACCAAAGGUUUGAGUUUUCUGUGUUUACUCUGUUCUGACAUUUGUAUGUAACAUUCAGCUUUAACCUUCAUUCAGCUUCUUUUGGGUCCCACGUUAAAGGGAUAGUUCACACUUUUGUUAUUAAACUUUUUAUUUGAAGAAAAACAAAACAGCACAUACAUGUUGCUCUACAUCGUGUAAACAUGUCAAGUCUUUUCAUCAAAACAUAAAAAGAAAGAAAUGGUUUCAAAAAAAUAAAAAUAAAAAGAAUAAUAUAAAUAAAAUCAAAAUCACAUCCUUGCAAAAGCAUUUAAACUCUAUCACAAUACUCUUACAAAUACAUACUUAUACCUAAAUUGAUAGGCAGCUUGAAAAUCAGAAUAAAAUAAAGAUAAUAAUGAUAAUUAUUAUUAUGAUAAUAGUGAGUUUGUCUGCCCCAUGUAAAAUUCACAUUUUUAUUGGCCCUUUCUUGUAUUAAUAUCCCAUUGAGAUGGCAAUAUUCAGUCCAACCUAUAUAAAAAAUGUGAACGUUCCCUUAAACAUGCUGUUUUUUCACUGUUUCUGUGUUAUAAGUGUUUAAAAAGGGAUGUUUCUCAUUGACCAUCACUUAAAAUGUUCAGUUAUCUUUGCCAGUUCUAUAUUUAUGUUAACAAAUCUUUAAACUCUCCGGAUUCAUGUGUUCAUUACAACUUUAUUUUGUAAAUAACAUUGUAAUAAACGGUUU
This is a messenger RNA of Centropristis striata (black sea bass), 2379 nucleotides long. It is a transcript of the gene trip13, whose product is annotated as thyroid hormone receptor interactor 13. The transcript has 14 exons. Bases 148 to 1419 code for a protein of 423 amino acids. NCBI's taxonomy places the organism in Eukaryota, Metazoa, Chordata, Actinopteri, Perciformes, Serranidae. Gene Ontology annotation, biological process: reciprocal meiotic recombination; meiotic recombination checkpoint signaling. Gene Ontology annotation, cellular component: nucleus; chromosome. The record is from RefSeq and is a predicted model, not a curated record. Gene Ontology annotation, molecular function: ATP binding; ATP hydrolysis activity.